AACCCCCGCGCCAUCGACAGAAACCACGCCGUCUGCAUCCAGAAGGCGCGCCAGAGAGCCGCGCUCGACCUCGAUAGGCAGAAGCAGCGAGUCAGCAGUCCAGGCGUGGACAGGAGGGCGCGACGGGCAAGCGCAGCAGCGAUAGACGGCGGCCGCCAGAGCAAACGGAGAAGGAGGCCGUUCAUCAACGUGCAGCCGACGGGCGAGAAUGACAUCAUCCCCCACGACGACACCCGCGAGAGGCUACGCCGUGCCGCGGCUCAGUGGCGAGGCGUGACUGCCCUCGAGGACGAAUCCUCGACAACGACGUCCCCCACCACGACGCCCGUCUUGUUGACGCCCGGCGGCUUUCCCUCGUCUUCGCCCAUCCAUCUCACUCCCCUCACGAGGUCCGCGUUCCAUUCCGCCCUCUCCUUGAGCGUCGACCCUUCCCUCCGCCCCCCUUCUUACGCCGUCCACGCUGCUCGUUCUAUCCCCUCCUCGUCCUUCAUCACCCCGUUCACGUCCACCAUCACCCCCUCUACCGCUUAUCUGUCCGACCCCCUGAACGCCUACGCCCACCUCAGUAUGCCAAAGCCCUUUGUCCACCUUAUCGGCCCUCCCCUCGACCUCGCCCUCGAUGCACGACAGACUGGAAACCAGAGUCGUUUCGUGCGCAGCGGCUGCAGGCCGAACGCCAUCCUGCGACCUGUGCUGUGCCCUCGCAAGAAGCGAAGUAUGUCUGCUCAGCGCGUCGAGGACGACGCCGAGCCCGAGGACGAGGACGCGCUCACCUUUGGAAUAUUAGCGCUGCGGGACUUGAAGGCCCAUGAGGAGGUCGUGUUGGGCUGGGAGUGGGAUGACGGGAGCGUGAUCCAUCAUCUUCCUGCGCUGAUCAACAACCCGCACAUCUUCCCGCCCCAUCAUCUGCACCAGUACCGCCAGCAGAUGAUGUCGACGCCGCACACACUAUCCUCGAUCUUCACCACCUGCUCACGCGGACCAAUGACACGCGACUGCGCCCUCGCCCUCAUGGUCGAGUCUGUCGACUCGCACACGCCGCCAACGCUGACGCCGUCACCCCGCUACCUCCAUCGGGGUGCGGACGUGAUGUGGAACAUUCCUGCCGUUGCGCGCAUGGCGUCGAUUGUGUAUGACUGCCGAGUAAACAUGAUUUUCAUCAAGGACGUGAAGGGCUCGAACGGCAUGUUCAUCAACGGCGAGCGCCUCAGCCCCGAGGGCAUCAAGUCCGAGCCUUUCGAGCUCAAGUCGGACGACAUCGUGGAAUUCGGCAUCGACAUCGUCGGCGAGGACAACAAGACGAUCAUACACCACAAGGUCGCUGCGCACGUCGUGUGCGUCUUCACCGAGCAGGAGGCGCAGGCCGCUGCGCGCGCGGAGGCGCAGGCGGGCCCCGCCUCAUACGGGGUCGGCGCGGGCGGCGGUGCGCCCCCUGCAGCGGGUGCGUUCAGCUUCGCACCAGGCCAGCCGCCCAAUGCGCCCGGGCAGCAGCGCCGCCCGUCGCUCCAGCAGGGCCUCAUCGGGCUCGGGGACCGCGGCGGGAACAUGCGUGCGCCUGGCAAGAGCGGGCUCACAUUUGACCACAUCCUGAGCCGCCUGCAGGGCGAGCUGCAGAAGAGCCGUGAUACGGGCGCCGAGCUGCAUUCGCUGACGAGUGCGAUGAACGAGCUUCAUGAUACCCUUGGUGGCAACCUGCCACCGAAUCUCCCCCCGCAUCCUUCGAAUCUCCCACCAGUAAUGCCUCCUCAGUCCCAGCAGCAGCAGCAAGAAUCUGAACAACAACAGGCACCGGCGGCGCCGUCACCAUCAGACUCGGGUUCAGCACUAUUGGAACUCCAGUCACAACUGCGCGAGACUCAAAUGUCUCUCGCAAGCCACGUAGACAAAAUUUGCUCCCUUGAGACGAUGCUCGCCGAGCACGCAGCGAUCCAGCACGAAGUCGGCUUCCUGCGCGAGCUCAUGGAGGAGCGCAAGCGCGAGAUGGACACGUCUCGCGGACGCAGCGGCAGUCCCAGCGGACGCCACCACCAAUACGGGCGCGACGAUAACAUGGCACAUGAUCAGCAUUAUAUGUCCGAUGACGACGACGAUGCACGCAGUGUUUCGACGAUCGUCCCGCACGAGCUCGACCGGGUCGACGAGGAGGACGAGGAGCAGUUGGCCGCGGAGGAGGAAGAGGAGCAGCGGCGGAGGCGGAGGGAUGAGCUGGGUCGUCCGCGCACGCCAGAGCCAACGGGCAUGGGUAUGUCUGACGAUGACUAUGAUCACGACCACGAUCACAGCAGAUACGAGCCGCAGCAACGCACUCGGUCGCCGUCUCCUCCGCCCGCGGCCCCGCCAGUCCCUAUACCCGCUGCGGUCCCCGACAAUAUCAGCGAGCAGCUAACGACACUCUCGAAGCAAUUGGAGUCUGCGCUCGAGCUCUCGCGCUCUCUUGAGGCGCAGCAUUCGGUUGCACAAUCGACCAUCUCCUUGCUAGAGUCGAAGGUCGCCUCGCUGGAGAGUCUCGUGCAUGACACUCACUCACAGGUUCAGGUGCAGACUGAAGCCACCGAGCAACUAGCUGAGGCCAUGCGCUCGGAGCAACUCCCCGACUCAGCAGCGCAGGAGGCCGAGCAGAGGACGCGGGAGUCGCUGACGGAAAUGGUGAACGAGUGGAAAAAGCACGUCGAAGGCCGCUGGAGCAACAUGCAGGAAGAGUGGACCGAGGAGCGGGAGCGCCUGCGCUGCGCGAAAGACGAGUGGGAGACGCGCAUCCGGGUCGUCGAGGAUGGCGUCGGCAGCAACGUUUCGAAGCCCGCGCAGCCUGUCAGCAGAGUCGACGCGCCCACGACAGAGGCGAAAACGCAGCAGCUCGUCAAGAGGCCGCUCGCGCUCGCGGUCUGCCUCCAUGGCUGCUGGCGUGGAGGCAAGGAUGAGCCGACAAGGAGUCUCAAGGGUAUGCCAUUUCUGAUCACCCCAGAGUUGUCAGUUCUGAACCAUCCGCUUUCGUCCCCAGACGAUGCGUCUGGGACAGCAACCGACUCACAGACGCGGUCACCGCCCAAAGACCUGUCACACUUCAAUCUAUUGGCAGCCCGUGGUCACCGGGGCAGUCUUAUGGUGGAUAAAACCCGAAGGUUCGGUUUCGGUAUAGCAUACAUCACUUCUAGUAGCUGCUCUGGUGAGCGGCGUUAUCCUAUCGUAUGA
Messenger RNA from Postia placenta MAD-698-R-SB12, 3189 nucleotides. RefSeq lists its product as hypothetical. The transcript has 11 exons. Gene Ontology annotation, molecular function: protein binding. The record is from RefSeq and is a predicted model, not a curated record. The annotation marks the transcript as partial. Lineage: Eukaryota; Fungi; Basidiomycota; Agaricomycetes; Polyporales; Adustoporiaceae.